GAUGCGCAGGAAAAUUACGUCAGAAAAACAUCAAUUACUAAGUUAUUAUUGCAAAUUUAAAAAAAAAGAAGAAUAUAUUCAUUAUCUGUAAAUCAAAACACAUAUUAUAUCAAAAAUUGUCAAAACCAUCGGAGUUUCCCUUUAACUCUAGGAAGAGCUUUCAGUGAAGAAGACAUUUCAGAAUGCAUCCAGAUUUAUCACCUCAUCUACAUACUCCUGAGUGUAAUGAGUUAAUUGCUGCCUUAAAAAACUGCCAUGCAGAUAAUCCCUAUAAAAAAUUUAUGGGUGUUUGCAAUGACUUUGAUAGAGCAGUGACAAAAUGUUUGAAUGAUGAGCGAGAAUUGAAGAGACAAUUGAACAGAGAAAAAUCAGCUGCCAGAAGAUUAAAAGAAGUGUCAGCAUCAUGAAUAAUUUUUGAAUUAUUAAUUUGUUUGCCUCUGAUGUUGAAUGUUUGAUUAAUUCAGGAUAUGAACUUAUUGAAUGAUAUGUGUAGGUAGAAGGCAUUAUUUAUUUAAGUCAUUUUGUAAUCAUCAUUGUGAUCAAACUCCAUCGUCUCCAGUAGUUCACAAUGCAUGUGUGAAUUUUGUAAUAAACUGAAUUUGUUUUUUUAAUGUG
Messenger RNA from Biomphalaria glabrata, 615 nucleotides. RefSeq names its product COX assembly mitochondrial protein 2 homolog. Lineage: Eukaryota; Metazoa; Mollusca; Gastropoda; Planorbidae. The coding region runs from base 183 to 407 and encodes 74 amino acids. Gene Ontology annotation, cellular component: mitochondrion. The record is from RefSeq and is a predicted model, not a curated record. The transcript is spliced from 4 exons.